This is a messenger RNA of Archocentrus centrarchus (flier cichlid), 2010 nucleotides long. RefSeq names its product perforin-1-like. Gene Ontology annotation, biological process: immunological synapse formation; defense response to virus; T cell mediated cytotoxicity. Gene Ontology annotation, cellular component: membrane. Gene Ontology annotation, molecular function: wide pore channel activity. The transcript has 4 exons. Lineage: Eukaryota; Metazoa; Chordata; Actinopteri; Cichliformes; Cichlidae. Bases 254 to 1963 code for a protein of 569 amino acids. The record is from RefSeq and is a predicted model, not a curated record.
UGUCAUGGCCGGGGAGGAAACAGGCGAGGAAGGGCAAACACGAGGGACUCCAGAGAAAGGCAUAACUUAAUGGAAUGGAUGCACUUUGGUCACUGAACAUACAGACCGGAGGAGCCGGGGUCGACUACACACUCUACAUCUGGAGCCACAGCUGCACCGUGCUCUGAACUAAAGUGGUGGGCAGACUGAACAGCCUCACGUCGCCGUCCACAGACCCCUGCUGAAGUUUGACUAAAAGUUUCUCCAUUUCAAGAUGACAAAUCUGUGGCACUUCCUGCUCCUGCUCUGGGCAUGUAGUCCUCUGUGCCUCCCAUCCAGGGUAAGCUUCAUUGGUACACCGCAGGAGUGUGAAAAUGCUCACUUUGUCCCUGGUUACAAUCUGGGUGGAGAAGGCUUCGACAUUGUGACGAUGGAGAGAAAAGGUGCCUAUGUCAUCGACACUGAGACGUGGAAGCUUCGAGACGGCACCUGCAGGAUGUACAGAAACAGCUACAUGAAUCAGGAAAAGCAGAAGGUCCCUGUUGCAAUGCUGGACUGGAGAACCCUCCCCAAGUGCAGUUUAUCAGUCUCCAGUACACUCUAUGAUUCUGCUGAAACACUUGCUAAUGAUUCCACAUCAUCUGUGUCCAAUGACUGGAAGGUUGGCCUUGAAAUUCCUGUUUCUAGUGGCGUUGGGCUUGGGAUAGGUUUUGGUGGUUCCCACUCCAAAGCUUCUAGCUUUGGCAUGCAAAAGUCAAAACAAGAUCAUUACAGCUUCUUUCGCCAUUCUAUCAACUGUAAAUUCUACGGUUACAGACUGGCAGCCAAUCCUCCACUGAGUCACAACUUUGAAUCAGUUGUGAACUCCCUUCCUUCUUAUUCAAGUACGACAGAGCAUUCAUACCGCCAUUUGGUUGAGACAUAUGGUACUCAUUUCAUCACACAAGUGUAUCUCGGAGGGGAAAUGAAGGCCAUCACUUCCAUCAAGACCUGCGAAGCAUCCAUGAACGGCCUGUCAGCAACAGAUGUCAAGGACUGCCUCUCAGUGGAGGCCUCAGUUAGCUUCGCGAGUACUGCCACCAUUAAGGCCAUGAACAAUCACUGUAACGAAGUGAGAAAAAAGUUGAACUCUGGGCAAAGUUUCAGCAGUGCAUUUAGUGAGCGAUACACAGAGAUCACUGGUGGACACAUUAAUGGAGCUGAUAUCCUCUUUCAAGAGCAAUCAAACCCCUCUCUCUAUAACGACUGGAUCAGCUCUCUGAAAUACACACCCGAUGUGAUUCAAUACAAUAUACAGCCAAUGCACAUGAUUCUGCCAAGCAGUCAUCGUGCCAGAGCUGGACUGAAGCGAGAGGUGGAGAAGUACAUCAAGAAAAAUGCACUGAUGAAACAAUGCUCAGAGUCCUGUAAGAUUGGGCACAGAUCCAGCAGGAGAGAUCCUUGUGCUUGUGUCUGCAAUGGUAAUCAAAACGUCAAUUCAAACUGCUGUCCUGCUGGGAGAGGUCUUGCAACAUUAAAGGUGUUCAAUAUUUAUGCAAAGAAUCUGUAUGGUGACACAACUACACAAACAGAUGGAUCAGUACUAGUUAAAUAUGGUGACCAGAUAAAGCACACUGACAUUAUAGCAAAUGAUGAUAAUCCCAGAUGGUCAGAGGUAUUUGAGUUUGGACCCAUCACACUUAACAUGAAAGACAAACUGGAGGUUGAUGUUUAUGAUGAGGAUAGUUACUGGAACAGUGAUCAUCUGGGUGGGUGUUUGGUUAAACUGCGUAGAGGGUGGCAGAAUUACAGCUGCAUGCUAAAUCAUGGUACUGUCUUCUUUUCCUGGAAAGUGGAGUGUGCACCAAGUCUUGGUGGUGACUCCUGUGAGGAGUACGUCCCCUCUCCCAUGAGUUCCUCUUUGGCCAAAGUCUUUCACACCAGAAAUGGUAUCCUUAUUGGAGAAACUGGUGAGAAAGAUCACUCAGGCCGGGAAUCGGAGUAAGACACAGGAAGACUUUGUGAUGCAUGCAUUUUCAGCAGUGGCUUCCU